UAGUGAUGUCACAGCGACACGUAAGUCCCAGUAGGUUUGGUCCCAUCAGCGCACCGCCGUUUAUAAAACCGGUGACGACAGCACGUUCACAUGGUGUGAAGCGGCUCUGCGAUCGACAGCAUCUCUCAGCAGGUUCUGAAACACAUCAACCUAAGAACGGCAUGGGGGGAGCAGUGGUGGACGAUGGACCUACUGGCGUGAAGGCACCUGAUGGCGGCUGGGGAUGGGCGGUGCUGGUCGGCUGUUUUGUGAUCACUGGAUUUUCCUACGCGUUCCCCAAGGCUGUCAGUGUUUUCUUCAAGGAGUUAAUAAGAGAGUUUAGUGUCGGCUACAGCGACACUGCCUGGAUAUCAUCCAUAUUGCUCGCCAUGCUCUAUGGCACAGGUCCUCUAUGCAGUGUUUUGGUGAACAGGUUUGGCUGUCGUCCGGUGAUGAUGGUCGGAGGAGUGUUUGCCUCGAUGGGAAUGGUGCUGGCUUCCUUUGCAACCAGCAUCAUACACAUUUACUUUUGCAUUGGUGUUAUUACAGGUCUGGGCCUGGCAUUGAAUUUCCAGCCAUCGCUGAUAAUGCUCAAUCGGUACUUCAACGAGAAGCGACCUUUGGCCAAUGGCCUGGCAGCUGCGGGCAGCCCCGUGGCUCUGUGCUGCCUCUCCCCCCUGGGACAAAUUCUUCAGUACCAGUAUGGCUGGAGAGGUGGUUUCCUCAUACUGGGGGGGAUGUUGCUCAACUGUUGCGCCUGUGGGGCCCUAAUGAGGCCCCUUUUGCCACCAAAGAAACACCAAGACUUUGAAGAUGGUGGUCAUCUUAGAACUAUAGAGGAGAAGAAGCCCAAGCCAAAAAAGAAACUGCUAGACUUCAGUGUGUUUAAGGACAGAGGAUUUGUCAUCUAUACUGUUGCGGCCUCAAUUAUGGUGCUGGGCUUGUUUGUGCCACCAGUGUUCGUGGUCAACUAUGCCAAAGGACUCGGCUACGAGGACACUACUUCGGCCCUGCUGCUCACAAUUUUGGGAUUCGUAGAUAUGUUUGCCCGUCCUCUGUGCGGAGUCAUUGCAGGCCUUAAGUGGGUACGGCCAAGGUGCGUCUACCUCUUCAGUUUUGCUAUGAUCUUCAACGGAGUCACCGAUCUUAUUGGAUCGCAGGCAAACACCUACGGAGGUCUGGUGGUCUUCUGUGUCUUCUUUGGCAUGUCAUAUGGGAUGGUGGGAGCCUUGCAGUUUGAGGUUCUAAUGGCUAUUGUGGGCACAGACAAGUUUUCCAGUGCCAUUGGCCUUGUGCUCCUGAUGGAAGCCAUAGCUGUGUUAGUGGGCCCUCCUGGAGCAGGUCGCCUCUUGGAUGCCACCCAUCAGUACAUGUACGUCUUCUUGUUGGCGGGCUGCGAGGUGUCAUUGUCAGCCAUUGUGAUGGCCCUGGGAAACGUCCUGUGCAUUAAAAGGAAACCGGAAGAUCUGCAGGCUCAACUGGAAAUGGCUGUGACGACUGCAGAGAUGGAGAACCUACACUGUGAGACCAAAGGCCCAGAUGUGGAGGAAGAAGAAACGGGGAAAAACAAUGGCGAAGCUUGCAAUUUGCAUGGAGGGGGGGAUAAUUUGCGGAAUGGUGGGGAAGAGAAUACAGAAGGGUCAUCAUUAUAAAGAUGUAAGAAAAGACACUCAGUAUCUUGAGAACAAACAAAAGUACCAAGUAUGAUCAAGCACUGUCAUAUUGAUUGGUUCAUAUGCAGUAUUGUGUAAAAGGAAAAAAAGCUAGGGAAGUAAAUGGCUUUUACCUAGAUACUAUAAUACUUGGGAAUUAAGAUACUUCAACUCCUGCCACCUCAUGAACAUUUCAUGAGCUCUACCAAGGGCAUUGUUUUAAUUAAAUAAAAUCAUUUUAGCAUCUCAUAGCUUGAAUCAGAAAAAGUUUGCUCAUACGUCACCGUUAAGGUGUGGUUAAGUGGUUGUAUGCAGGCUUUGAGUAACCACCUGUUUGGGCUGGCGUCUGCAGACCACUUUGGGAGUACUUUGCGAAAAAACACUCAGCAGUAAGCCUAAAAAAACAAAUCAAUGGUUAUUCUGUAUCAGUGGGAAAAAUACUUGUGUAAACUGAAAAUUUCUUGAGGGAUUAUGCUAAAAUACAACUAAAGGACCACUCUUGCCAUUCUACAAGUGAACAUGACGAAUUUCAUUUAUUCCAAAGUGCUGAGAUCUACUUUUAUAGCAAUUAAAUUUUUUCCUUUUCAGUCACAAGUACAUUUAAUGUUUGUAGCACUGUUGAUGGUCAAAUUUAAGACAUUCCCCCAGAAAAGCUCUGCAUUGUAGCUCUUUUGUCAAUGCUGCAACAUUGGUUUAGUGAUAUAUUUUUUAAAAUUACUCAAUGCUGCUUUAUGCAAUUGUCUUUAUCAUUUCACCAGUGAAGAAAACUCAUUUUAUUCGUUCUUUAUGAUGCAAGGCUGGUGUGAUGCAAUGUGUCAGAUGUGAGGUCUGCUUUCUAUGAAAUGUCUAACAAUCUAACUUACAUAGCACAUUUAACUAUUUUGGCUAGGGAAAUGUGAUACCACCUGCUUCUUGCACUAUAUUCUAGUGAAAAUAAAUGUAAAUGUGUAUGUUGCAUUGAUCUUGAUUUUUGUCUAUGGUGGAAGUUGACAUUCCUCUACCUUAUUAAAACUAUUUAGACAAUUUAAG
Molecule: messenger RNA, 2660 nt
Organism: Syngnathoides biaculeatus (alligator pipefish)
Lineage: Eukaryota; Metazoa; Chordata; Actinopteri; Syngnathiformes; Syngnathidae
Gene: slc16a3b
Product: solute carrier family 16 member 3b
Exons: 6
Coding region: 6-1631 (541 amino acids)
Biological process (GO): monocarboxylic acid transport; transmembrane transport
Cellular component (GO): membrane
Molecular function (GO): monocarboxylic acid transmembrane transporter activity
Source: RefSeq, a predicted model, not a curated record